AUGUGUGUCCUGUCUCCUCCGGUACUGCGUAUCCCAUCUCCUCCAUUACUAUGUGUCCUGUCUCAUCCAGUACUGUGUGUCCUGUCUCCUCCAGUACUGUGUGUCCUGUCUCCUCCAGUACUGUGUGUCCUGUCUCCUCCAGUACUGUGUCCUGUCUCCUCUAGUAAUGCGUGUCCUGUCUCCUCCAGUAAUGUGUGUCCUUUCUCCUCCAGUAAUGUGUGUCCUGUCUCCUCCACUUAUGUGUGUCCUGUCUCCUCCAGUACUGUGUGUCCUGUCUCCUCCAGUAAUGUGUGUCCUGUCUCCUCCAGUACUGUGUGUCCUGUCUCCUCCAGUACUGUGUGUCCUGUCUCCUCCAGCACUGCGUGUCCUGUCUCCUCCAGUACUGUGUGUCCUGUCUCCUCUAGCACUGUGUGUCCUGUCUCCUCCAGUAAUGUGUGUCCUGUCUCCUCCAGUACUUCGUGUCCUGUCUCCUCCAGUAAUGUGUGUCCUGUCUCCUCCAGUACUGUGUGUCCUGUCUCCUCCAGUACUGUGUGUCCUGUCUCCUUCAGCACUGCGUGUCCUGUCUCCUCCAGUACUGUGUGUCCUGUCUCCUCUAGCACUGUGUGUCCUGUCUCCUCCAGUAAUGUGUGUCCUGUCUCCUCCAGUACUGCGUGUCCUGUCUCCUCUAGCACUGUGUGUCCUGUCUCCUCUAACGCUGCGUGUCCUGUCUCCUCUAGCACUGCGUGUCCUGUCUCCUCUAGCACUGUGUGUCCUGUCUCCUCCAGUACUGCGUGUCCUGUCUCCUCCAGUACUGUGUGUCCUGUCUCCUCCAGUACUGUGUGUCCUGUCUCCUCCAGUACUGUGUGUCCUGUCUCCUCCAGUACUGUGUGUCCUGUCUCCUCCAGUACUGUGUGUCCUGUCUCCUCCAGUACUAUGUGUCCUGUCUCCUCCAGUAAUGUGUGUCCUGUCUCCUCCAGUAAUGUGUGUCCUGUCUCCUCUAGUACUGUGUGUCCUGUCUCCUCCGGUACUGUGUGUCCUGUCUCCUCCAGUACUGUGUGUCCUGUCUCCUCCAGUACUGUGUGUCCUGUCUCCUCCAGUACUGUGUGUCCUGUCUCCUCCAGUACUGUGUGUCCUGUCUCCUCCAUUACUGUGUGUCCUGUCUCCUCCAGUACUGUGUGUCCUGUCUCCUCCAUUACUGUGUGUCCUGUCUCCUCUAGUAAUGCAUGUCCUGUCUCCUCCAGUAAUGUGUGUCCUGUCUCCUCCAGUACUGUGUGUCCUGUCUCCUCCAGUAAUGUGUGUCCUGUCUCCUCCAGUAAUGUGUGUCCUGUUUCCUCUAGUACUGUGUGUCCUGUCUCCUUCAGCACUGCGUGUCCUGUCUCCUCCAGUACUGUGUGUCCUGUCUCCUCUAGCACUGUGUGUCCUGUCUCCUCCAGUAAUGUGUGUCCUGUCUCCUCUAGCACUGUGUGUCCUGUCUCCUCUAGCACUGUGUGUCCUGUCUCCUCCAGUAAUGUGUGUCCUGUCUCCUCUAGCACUGUGUGUCCUGUCUCCUCCAGUAAU
Candidula unifasciata is the source of this 1536-nucleotide messenger RNA. NCBI's taxonomy places the organism in Eukaryota, Metazoa, Mollusca, Gastropoda, Stylommatophora, Geomitridae. The record is from the annotation of a GenBank genome assembly.